Dreissena polymorpha is the source of this 1043-nucleotide messenger RNA. RefSeq names its product box C/D snoRNA protein 1-like. The coding region runs from base 99 to 923 and encodes 274 amino acids. The record is from RefSeq and is a predicted model, not a curated record. Gene Ontology annotation, cellular component: pre-snoRNP complex; nucleus. Gene Ontology annotation, biological process: maturation of LSU-rRNA from tricistronic rRNA transcript (SSU-rRNA, 5.8S rRNA, LSU-rRNA); snoRNA localization; box C/D snoRNP assembly. NCBI's taxonomy places the organism in Eukaryota, Metazoa, Mollusca, Bivalvia, Myida, Dreissenidae. The transcript has 9 exons.
GAAGUACUGUACGGAAGAGUUUCAAUCCACGUGUGGAAGUAAAACAAAUACGGAAAUCCAAGAUGUUCUUGUAGAACACACUUUUACUGGCGAUAAUCAUGAAAAAGUGUGAAGUGUGCUCAGAAGUGGAGGCAAAGUAUCGCUGCCCAAGGUGUGAGCUACAAACCUGUUGCCUGAAAUGUGUUCGCCAACACAAGGAAACAUCCGGGUGCUCCGGGUUGCGAGAUAAAACUGCCUUCAUUGCCGUAACAGAGUUUAACGACAGACAUCUUUUAAAUGACUACAGAUUCCUAGAAGAUUGUGGCAGGAAGAACAGCAAUGCUUCAAGAGAUCAGCUGAAAAGAACAAGCAACAAACCAAAUUUUUUGAAAGUUCUAGAGAAUCAGGCACGUAACAGGAAGGUGCGCCUGCGGCUGAUGCCGUAUCCAAUGUCUAAGAGGAAGCAUAACAGCACUAUGUACCAACACAGACUGAAGACCAUCUUGUGGCAGGUGGAAUGGCGCUUCCCAGAGGUUGAAUACUCCACCAUUGAUAGAAGAGUGCCAGAGACCCACAUUCUUGGAGAUAUUUUAGACAAACAUUUUAGCGUUGAUGCAGACCCCGUAGUGAGGCAUCGAUUGAAGCGCUUCGUAGAGGACAGGGAACCUAGCUGUCUGGUGCUCAUGGAGAGACGUGGUGCCACCCAAUCAGAUACAAGUUAUUAUCAACUAGACUUGAAGAAGACACUAGCAGAAAACCUACAGGAGAAGGAGAUUGUUGAGUACCCUACAUUGACUGUAGUGACCCAGGGCAAAUUAUCUGAUUAUAAAAUAGUCUCGUGUGAUAUUCUAACAAAUGACUUGAAAACAUCCGAUGGAAAGCAACCAGGACUAAAAGAUAAGGAAGAAGGCGAAAACAGGCUUAGUGAAAAAGCAUUUGCAUAAAAAUACCAAAUCAGGUCGCGUCACUGCCUUAUGCAAAGAUACUUGCUGUCACAUUUGGGUGGUUGUAUAUAGCAUUGUUUCUAAUUUGACAGGUUUACUGUUUUGUUAAUGAUGUAAUUU